Molecule: messenger RNA, 1238 nt
Organism: Physcomitrium patens
Lineage: Eukaryota; Viridiplantae; Streptophyta; Bryopsida; Funariales; Funariaceae
Biological process (GO): ERAD pathway
Cellular component (GO): endoplasmic reticulum
Molecular function (GO): misfolded protein binding; protein-folding chaperone binding
Source: RefSeq, a predicted model, not a curated record
GCUUUUAUAACCUUGGCUAUGGUUGAUGAGAAGGAGCCGUAACUGAGGAAGUAAGCAAUGGCGAUGGCUGUGGCGAUGGCGAGGGCUGCAGUUGUGAGCUGCCGCGCUGCUCACACUCAGCUUUACGAGGUGUUGAAGGUGGAAAGGAUGGCUUCGCCGGCGCAGCUCAAGUCUGCCUACCGCAAUUUGGCCAAGAAUCAUCACCCGGAUGUCAGCUCGCACCCGGACGCACAGGCGCGUUUCAUCGAGCUCAGCAAUGCUUACGAGAUUCUCAUCGACCCAGAAAUGAGGAAGAUAUACGAUGAGACGGGUGAGCAAGGUCUGAAGGGUCGCGAGAGCAAUAGAAGAGGAGCUGCUCAGGAAGUGUGGGAAACGUGGGCUGAGUUUAAGCCUUUUAAGAGGAAAACUAGGAAAGGAGAUGCUCGUAGUUCUGCGGCGGCUAGAUCGGGAUCAACCUACACUCCUGAAAAUGGUGAAAGUGUGUGUGGGACAGAAGCACAAAACGGCGACGUUGUGGAAUAUCCCCUGUCUGAUGCUAUCAAAGCUCAGCAUCAAGAUGAUCGACUGAAAGGGGUUGGUCUUGUUGUUAGUCGAAACAUAGAUCGAGGAGACAGAGACAAACUUUCGGUAGAGAAUUUGACUCUUGUGGAGAUCGAGCCUCUAUAUAGAGAACCCAACAGCAGUGUGUGGCGAGCAGAUCCUAUGGAGGGUGCUGCAUUUGCGUCAUUGCCGGACUUGCGUAUCCUUAGAACAGAAUUUAAUAGAGUGACUGACGAAUGGAUAGUUUUGGAUGAUCUUUCACUCGAUUGUGAUAGCCCUACUUAUGCUGAGGAGAUCAUUCUUUGAAACAAGUGGUUUUAUGAAAAGUCUUGAAUCCUUGAGGGUCCUGCUCUUUGCGAAAACUCGUGCGUUCUAAGCUAAUUCAUGGCACAGCUAUGUUCUAUCCACUGAGUUCUUACAGUUUCGGUAGUGGCCGCUACGCAGUGCCAACACACGACCGCACAAGAACUAGAUAAAUGAAAAAGCUUGCACACCAGCUUUUCUUGGCGGUGUACAGUUUUCUUCUUACAAAAUGAUUUCAGGACGGUUUGUUUCUUGUGUGGAGAAGAGUAGGAGUUGCCACGAAGGUUUUAGGAACGAAUGGAAUGAAAGAUCAACUGAACGUUAUAUUUAUCAAAAACACUUUGUAGUUUUGAUAUUUCAUGGGUGGAUAUACUAAGAUAUCGUUCUUUCAGUCA